This is a messenger RNA of Larimichthys crocea (large yellow croaker), 2969 nucleotides long. It is a transcript of the gene ube2j2, whose product is annotated as ubiquitin-conjugating enzyme E2, J2 (UBC6 homolog, yeast). The record is from RefSeq and is a predicted model, not a curated record. The coding region runs from base 141 to 1118 and encodes 325 amino acids. The transcript has 8 exons. Lineage: Eukaryota; Metazoa; Chordata; Actinopteri; Sciaenidae.
UCUGUAGUGUGUCUGACAGGACAGGACUACAAAUGUGAGUAUUUUAUAAUUAAUACUCCUAUUGUAGGUUAAUAGCAUUUCUGACAGAUUAUAUUUAGGCAUAAUAUUCCAGAUCGACUGGUGCCAGUAAUGCAGUUUCCAUGUCGUGUUUCCACCGCCGCUACACAAAUGAAGAAGAAAACCGGAAGCGUCGCUUCUCCUCCUGCUGGCUGGCGAUAGCUGAAGCUACGUCGGUGACAUCGUCUCGUCGGGUUUGGGGUUUGACAACAGAAACAGCAGCCGUAUUUCGUGUCCAGCCACGAAUACAUAUUUCCACUGGGGUCUCUGAAGAGAUGAACAACAACGGGAAUAAGAGAGCUCCAACCACAGCCACUCAGCGACUUAAGCAGGAUUACCUCAGGAUAAAGAAAGACCCUGUGCCUUAUAUCUGUGCAGAACCUCUCCCCUCCAACAUCCUAGAAUGGCACUAUGUAGUCAGAGGUCCUGAGAAAACUCCAUAUGAAGGAGGAUAUUAUCAUGGAAAACUCAUAUUUCCGCGGGAAUUUCCUUUUAAACCACCAAGUAUCUAUAUGAUCACACCAAAUGGGAGGUUUAAGUGUAAUACAAGGUUAUGUUUGUCCAUCACAGACUUCCAUCCAGACACGUGGAACCCCGCGUGGUCCGUCUCCACCAUCCUCACAGGUCUGCUCAGCUUCAUGGUGGAGAAAGGCCCCACCCUCGGCAGCAUUGAGACCUCUGACUACACAAAAAGACAGCUGUCAGCCCAAAGCUUGGCUUUCAACCUCAAGGAUAAGGUGUUCUGUGAACUGUUUCCUGAUGUAGUCGAUGAGAUGAAGCAGAAACAGAAGGCCCAGGAGGAGUUAAGCGCUCGCACUCAGCCCCUCCCUUUACCCGAUGUGGUGCCCGACGGUGACCCACAGCACGCCCAUUACGGCCUCCCUGCCCUCAACGGAGGGCCCGUCCCGCUCGGGGGCGCCAACCCCGCUCCUGGCCUGCAGCAGGCCAAUCGCAACCAUGGACUUCUAGGUGGCGCUCUAGCCAACCUGUUUGUGAUUGUAGGCUUUGCGGCGUUUGCCUACACAGUCAAGUACGUGCUGAGGAGCAUAGCCCAGGAGUGAGAGGCGCCGGUGUUGUAGGGCGUCGCUCCCCUUUGCAGGCGAGCCAGCUAGUGGACUCCACAUUCUACAAACACACUACGUGGGGGAGGGAUGUUCAGUCCUGGGUUAAACCCCUCCACGACCACCACCACAACCACCACCACCACCACCAUGGACUUUGGAAGAAGGGAACUCAAAGCCGACCCACACAGGAAGGAUUGAGAGGAGGAGGAGGAGGGGGUGGGGGAGUGGGCGGAAGUGGCAGUAGGGCCGGGGGAUUGGAGGGGCUUAUUAAAACGGUUGUGAUCCACUCUGUGCUUCAGUGGUUUAUGUCAGCAGUAGGAACAAACUUGGCUCAUGGGUUGUGGAAGAGUGUAGAACAUGCAAACAUGCACCGUGAUCACAAUCAAGAGAAAUGUGCUGUAUAAUAUACCGAGUGAAAUAAAGAUGCACCAUUGUUCUCCUACACUAUCAUAAACAUUACUGAUCAGAGCUUGUUAACCUCCUCCCUGCCCGUCACCGUUCCCAAAAGUAUUGCGUGCGGCCUCCUGGUCACGUGUCAGAUCGAACAGACUCACUCGAUGCAACCGCAGAUGUUUGCGACAUCUAGAAGAAAAGGAGCUCCUUUUGUGUGGUGCACUGACAACCAUCUGAAACAUGUUCUGACACUGCUGUUGGUUUCUUUCUUUUUUUAAGCACUGAGUAAUCAGGUUUCAUUAAUCCACAACCGCAGUUCAAGAACCGGUUUAUCCAUCUUUCGUUUCCUCAACGCGGCGUCAUAUUUUCCUACAAAUGUGUCAAUCACGAGGUGGAACAAAGCACUCAAUCAAAAAACUACGCAGAAAUCAGAAGUGAUUUCUAGGAACUAAUCAAAAUAAAGAUUCCUUGAAGUGACGCGUAGAGCACGUGUCUGCACAAAGGGAACCAUGUUGAGCAACGGGAGAGAACUUCUAUUAUAAUGUUGACUUAUGCGACUCAAUGUUACUAAUGUCAAACAAUAAUGUUUGUACAACUGCAAAACGACAUACAAAGAAAGUAGAACAUCAUACUCAUCAGUACUUCUGUAUCUCAUCAGUAGACUUUCUGCAGCCGAUGAUGGUAUCACAGGCAGACCAUGCAGUGCAGAAAGCAGAAUUUCCACAACAGAGCAUUGAGGAGUGUGUUUAUAUUUUUCUGUCUGGAGAACAAAAGAAAAACACAAACUUGGCAUAUCAGUGUGUGAAAGCGCUUCUGAUACAUGGUCAGAGUCUGAUGUGAGGUCAGACCUUCUUUCCUGUCAACCCAUGAGCCAAGCCCUGACUCUAAUGUCUGCACAGAAGUAAAUAGAGACCCGUACCUAUUUUUAUUUUAAUUUUAUUUUAAUUUUUUUUUUUGUAUAAAUUGGCUUAGCCGACCAGUAUAGCAACACUCUAUAUAGGUCCAGUUAAGGGGACACAUGAAGAGAAGAACCAACAUUUUGUUUCUGUUUUUUUUUUUCAGUAAUUUGUUUCUUUGCUUUUGUUUUCAUUAUUUAUAGAAAGGCCUCGGCUUGAAACGUGUCAUGCUUGCUUAAAACUGGCAGGAAAAUGCACAGACAGGCCGUGUGUCACACAAUUGCUGAUAAUUUACUGUUGUGCAAUGCAUUUAGUAAAAAUGGUUCUACUGUGUAUCUAAUGUUUCAACAGAAAAACAAGAUUUGCCUUUCUAUUGCUUUUUUUUUUCUUGGCACCAUCUUUAAAAAAAAAAAGAAAGGAAAAAAAAAAUACAAACAGCUGAUGAUGGGAGUGGGUUUGUGUGAUCAUACAGCAAAUGCCCAAAUUUCCAUUCUUCAGUUAUUCUUGUGUGACAUUGUAUGUUUUCAUAGUAAAUGCAAAUAAAUUACCCCUUCUUUUA